Daphnia pulicaria is the source of this 1305-nucleotide messenger RNA. RefSeq lists its product as uncharacterized. The transcript is spliced from 4 exons. NCBI's taxonomy places the organism in Eukaryota, Metazoa, Arthropoda, Branchiopoda, Diplostraca, Daphniidae. Bases 162 to 1013 code for a protein of 283 amino acids. The record is from RefSeq and is a predicted model, not a curated record. Gene Ontology annotation, molecular function: RNA binding.
AAAGUCGAUUCACAAUAAUCGAUAGUACUUCAUUUCUCAACCACGCGUAUUUUCGUUCUCUUUUAAAGUGUAUUGACAAUUUUUGGUAACAAAUCAAAUUUAACUCAAUUCUGAUCCCUGCAUCUGUGCAACAGUAAAACCGAAAAAUAUUCAAGGUCAACAUGAGCAAGGCGCAGAAAUUCGCUCAAAACAAUGCUACAGAGUGGAAAGCUAGAGGAUUCAAAAACUCGAAUGCUUCAACCACAGAAAGUGCUGGAUCCUCGUUUGAUAGCUUUGGCGGUCAAGAACGUGGAAGGUUUCAAAACAGUUUCGGGUUCAAAGCAGAUUCCAGUAGAGGUGCAAAAUCUACCUAUAAUUCUCGCAAUUCAAGACAACAAAUAGAAUAUGCUGAAGAAGGUGAAGAUAAUCAAAUUUUAAAUAGCCCUAUUCAGAAAAAGAAAUUUAAGACGAAUGAAAAAAGUGAUGAGCCAUCCACUCAUCAAGAUUCUUCUGCUUCCCAGCCAAUUGAAGGUUCAUCCGAAACACCUGUAAAGCCUCCAAAAAAGAAAAAAAAGAAAAAUGUAGUUGGAGGUGAAACAACUGGUGAUGCUGAGGCUACUGAAGAGUCUGGAAAAAGAAAGAAACAGAAAUUUCAAGGCUACACCCUAUUUAUUGGUAAUUUGUCGUACGACACUACAAAAGAAGAUAUCCUCCGUCAUUUCGCCAAAUGUGGGCCUAUCAAGAAUGUCCGGAUUCCAUUGGAAAAGGAAACCAAUCAGCCCAGAGGAUUUGGUUACAUUGAAGUUGAAGAGCAUGUUACCUACGAGAAUGUUUUGAGUAUGCACCACACCUUUCUCGCUCGAAGACGAAUCAAUGUUGAAUGUACCUUUGGCGGCAGCAAAACUAGUCAGAAAAGAAUGGCCCUGAUUAAGGAAAAGACACUAAAGCUGAGGUUCCUCUCGAGAGAAGGCAAAAUUAGUUCGGCCAAGCAGCGACCAUGGGGGAAAUUUACUCAAAAUCAAUCCUUUGGUUAAGACUUUAAAAAGAAUUACACUUAUGUUACGUGAUCACCACAUUGCUCGCUGAACCCCAGAUAGUUUGUUGUAAUCCGCUAAACUACGCCAGACAAUUCUGCUCAAUCUCCAUCGUGUGACGAUGCCUCUUGGUCGAGAUGUGAUGGCGCAGCGGUUGCGGACGCGAGUUAUGCCGGAGUCUCGGGGAAGUUGUUCAAGCAUCUUUUGUCCAAUUUCCUUCAAAUAAAAUCAUUAAUGAAUAUUUCCUUGGCUUGUUUUGUACAGUACUGAAUACACUGAGUUCAUUUCUGAA